Molecule: messenger RNA, 1080 nt
Organism: Vicia faba (fava bean)
Lineage: Eukaryota; Viridiplantae; Streptophyta; Magnoliopsida; Fabales; Fabaceae
Source: the annotation of a GenBank genome assembly
AUGAGAGUUGAGGAAGGUGAAUGUAGAAGAAGGAUUUUGCUUACAUCAACUUCAGAGGUAUAUGGGGAUCCUCUUGAGCAUCCUCAACUUGAAACCUAUUGGGGAAAUGUUAACCCUAUUCGAGUUCUUAGUUGCUAUGAUGAAGGGAAACGUGUGGCUGAGACUUUGAUCCAAGUUUUGAGAAGUGGUUGCUGCAAUCCCAUUGCCAGUUGUAGCAGCUGUUUAUUGCGUCCUCUUUGCCUACGUCGCAACCAAUCAAUAGUCAUUGUCGGCUUUUCUCUCUUCAUCGGUCUAUCUGUUCCACAAUAUUUCAAUGAAUAUUUGGCCCUAUCUAGACACGGCACGGUUCACACUGGCUCUACUUCAUUCAACAAUAUAGUGCAAGUUAUUUUCUCAUCUCCAGCAACUGUGGCAAUUAUAGUUGCUUACUUAUUGGAUUCCACAACGAGCCUUGAAAAAUGUACAUAUAUGCUCUGUAAGAUCGACAAGUCAGGUUGCUUGUCUGGAAAAUCAGUCGAUAAUGAAGUUGAAGAAGAAAUUCUCUUAGGCCAUCCUGACUAUGUUCUGGACCGUAUUGAUAACAUCGAUACGAAGGUGGCACUUCUUGCUCCAUGUGUACGGAGGGGCUUAAAGGUUAUAUCUGCCACUGGGGAUGGUGCUAGAACUGAUCCAACAAGAAUACACAUUGCUGAUCUAAGAGAAUCUACUAAUGAUCCAUUAUCUCGAUCGAUCGACACGUUGCUAUUAAUAUUGUCAAUAGAAUUAGUUCAAGAAUUCAAAAAAAGGGACUUGUCUCAGAGAAUAACUAUUGUAUAUGGCCUUGACAAGAGAACUAAUUGUGUGGGAGAACGGAAUAUUUUUGUCUUCGACCUUGGUGGUGGGACUUUUGAUGUGUCUCUUCUUACUAUUAAGGAUAAGGUCUUCCAGGUUAAGGCUACUGCAGGAAACACUCACCUUGGAGGAGAGGACUUUGAUAAUAGAAUGGUGAACUAUUUUGUAGAGGAGAUCAAAAGGAAGAAAAAGUUAGACAUUGUUGGUAACCCGAAAGCCUUGAGGAGACUGAGAACAAUGUUGAUCUAA